GGGCAUGACGAUUUGCGACCGUUUACAAAAAAAGAUGUUUAGAAAAAAAAAUGGCAAUUUGUUCUACAGAGCUGAAGCUCGUGGCAAAAUGGUCUAUAAUUGUCCUACUCUACCCUAAGGUAGGUAGGUAGGUAACCCUUAACGUCGCAUUUUCCAUGAGCCGCAGCAAAAGUUGGCAGCCAUUGUUGGCCAGGUGGUCUCGUCGUUGUCGUCAACUUUGCCUCCCAACCACAAACAACAGAAAGGAAAUAAAGUUUCUUCAGCUCCGUUUUGGAGUGCUACGUGUGGUAUAUUUAGACCGACCUCUUUUUGUCCUCGUGAUCUGCCUCGUUCGCACUCUAGAAGAAGAAGAAAAAACUUGGGUUGCUAGAAAACACAAAAAAAGUAUCGGCCCCGCCAUUUUGCUGCGUAUCGGCCCCCCGUUUUCCUGGCCGGGAGGCGCAGCUGCGAAAAAUACGCCAUCCAUUGUUCAACGCCACCUUCCGACCUCCCCACACGCCCGUAGUCUCUUAGGCCUACCGAGGCUCAGAUGUCCAGGUAAUCGGUCAAUGUUGUUUGUGGUGAUGCCGGUAAAUAGGGUAGAGUGGUUGUUGGAGGGGCAAUUAUCUGGUAAAGGCCCCAUUGACAACGGCCCCGUUGAGCCCCUCACCUGGCCCCUCUGAGGGUAGCUUUCCUCUAAGAAUAGCUUCGUAUGAGCCUCUUUGCCCACGAAGCAACACCAUCCGCAAGGUUCCGCUUCGGUUAAUUGAGCCGCGGGAGCUGUAAACGUGGAAACCCACGUCUUCCUAAU
Messenger RNA from Colletotrichum phormii, 790 nucleotides. RefSeq lists its product as uncharacterized. The coding region runs from base 156 to 662 and encodes 168 amino acids. The record is from RefSeq and is a predicted model, not a curated record. The transcript has a single exon. NCBI's taxonomy places the organism in Eukaryota, Fungi, Ascomycota, Sordariomycetes, Glomerellales, Glomerellaceae.